Molecule: messenger RNA, 1387 nt
Organism: Chara braunii
Lineage: Eukaryota; Viridiplantae; Streptophyta; Charophyceae; Charales; Characeae
Source: the annotation of a GenBank genome assembly
UCGGGGACUCCCCCAAAAUUUCCAAAGGUAUGGAUUUUUCGCAAGAAUGGACAGAGGAUCACGAUCUGCGUUUCAACCAAGACUAGUCCCUUCUGUUUUCAGUAUCGUGAGAGAGGGCACCUGGGCAUGAACUGCCCACAGUCCGGAGCAGAGAGUAAGCCGAUACAGCUGCGGCAAUCAAUGUUGGUGGAGCCGGAUAACAAGCCAGGAGUAUGGUUCAUUAACCUGGUGCAAUACCAGGGAUGGAUCUUUGACGACAAUCUGGACAUCCCCCGGUGGGUAUGGGUGCUACAGGGGGUAUCGACUGUAAAGCCGGACAUAUACCCGCCGUACGACGGCAGGUGGCACCAGAAGGGGGCCAAAAGGAUGGAAGAGAAGGACAUUGGCUAUCUGACAAAACCUAUGAUCGACGAAUCCACGAUUAUGGACGAUAAGCAACUACUGCAGUUGAUGGAGGAACUCUACAAGUUGGGCCACGCAGCAGAAUCAGCUUUUCUGGAAAACAGAAGAGCGAGAGAACAAGCACAGAAGGAAACGUCCUCUAACAACCAAGGGGAGAGCAUGGUUUGCAAAGGGGAAGGAAGCAAAACAGGGGGCGGAAACAGCAUGGAGGACAAUUCAACCAGUUCGCCAAAAAGGAAGGCGGAAUCUGGGGACUCAGCUCAAAGCAAACACUCCGAACAAGACUCCAAACGCGCGUCCACAGAAAUGGGUGCCAAAUCAGGCUCUUCUCAGGGGAAAGCAGGACAAACUCAGGUGAUGGAGAUAGAGGAGGAGGGGACGGGCAAUCCUAGCCAGUCAGGUGAGGCGAUGGAUGUUUCGCAACAAGCCAGCAGCGAUCUCAGCACUUCCAUGGAAGCCUCAUCGGCCUCCAACCCGGCCACCCAAGGGGAAGCAACGUCAACACAAGGACAAGAGAAGGAAGUGAAGGGAGACUCAGACGAUGAAGAUUGGGAGGAGGAGGGGGAAGAGGAAGAAGAGGAGCCGUACACCCUGAUCAAGUGGAUCUGGACUGUUCACAACUUGCAAUGGGAACGACACAUUGAAAGUGAAAUCCGUCUGGCACACCACAAGCACCUAUGUAAUUUGAAACAGGCAACAACAACGGAGAUAGGCACCGCUUCCACAAACCGGUUUGAGAUUCUGAGAAGGGAACAGGAGUUGAACGAGUUCUAUGCCUCUCAGUACGGAUGGAAAGCCCAACACCACAAAAAUGAUAUCACGGUGCAAAAUGCGGGGUACGCCCAAAACGUACCAGCCGCAAAGGUUGAAGAGAUCUGAGAGGAAACGGAAGAUGCAGCAGGAAGGGACUGAUCAGGUUAGUCAGGAAAGCCAGGACUCUACGCCUUCGGGAGGAGAAUCGGUGGAACAAAGACUCACCUCAACC